AUGCCGCAGUUGCAGUCGACGUCACCGUCGUUGUCGUCAUCGUCGUCGUCGGUCGUCAGCGCUGACGCCACAACAGCAACAACAACAGCAACACAACAACAGCAACAGUCGCAAUUGUCUCCGCCUAAACCGAGCCGGUUGAGCGCCGCACCCAAACCCAAACUGCACGACGGCGAGGCGUGGAUGGCCAAGCGCAAAGUGGCUUCCGAGGGAGGCGGGCCAGCAGCCGGACGUAAAGACACGAUGAAGGACGUUUCCCGUCAUUGGCUCAUCCAGGAGGCGGAACAGAGGCGCAUCGACGCCAUGCAGGAGCGCCAACGCAACUAUUCACCUCUGUCGUCGGCCUCUUCCUCGCUGCAAUUGACUCCGCCCGUCCGUCCGCUUCAGCCGCCGCCGCCGCCAACAACUCAAAACCACCAGCAAUCGAAUUCGCUCAGCAGCAGCAGCAACAGCAACGCCAACGCCAACGCCAACGGUUUAAUGGCGGGCAUAUCAGACGGCAGCCACUGGAUGUCGCGCUCGUCGUCGUCGACGUCGGUCGACAAGAUGUCCGACUUGCGCCUGCUGGGCGCCAACAGCAAAGGCAUGGAUCACUCGUUCCGUUCGACGUCCAGUCUCGGCUCGUCGCCUACGCCUCGUCCGCUCUACGUCAAUCAGGAGGAGAUUUUGGAGUACGCCGACUUCACCGGCGCGCCGCACACGGCGCCACCUGUGUGGCAGGUGCGUUCGCUCGUCUCCUCCGGCUCUAUGGAUCAGCUGCAGAGCAUCCACCAUCACGUUCACGGCAGUGCGCAGUUGGCGCCGUGCAGGCCGGCAAAGAGCCAAUCGCAGACGCUGCCCCUGUCGUCGUCUGCUUCUUGCUCGGCCAUGCAGCAGUUCAGCGGCAGUGCGGCUCAGACGCAACCCUCCUGGCGAUCCACCCAUCCGCCUGAAACGCAAAAGGAGCCCAUCGCUCCACUACCCCAUUCGGUGAUAACGACGUUGACGCAAAGGAUGACGCAGAGGAGCAACAAUAACAACAACAAUGUCAAUUAUGGCGACUACAUGAACGUUCAGGAAGCGACGAUGGCUCAACAGCUACAGCAGCAACAGCAACAGCAACAGUCGGCUGUCGGAUCGACAACGCGGGCCGGACCGCAAGUACCCGCCCAUAAGCCGGCCAAUUACAGACACCCGUCCGUGGUGGGACCCAGUCAUUCUGCUCCCGUUCAUUCUUCUUCCGCCGCCGCCGCCGCCACCGCCGCCGUCAGUAGCAUCAGCGUCCACCAGUCGCAACAGCAGAGCAACAACGAUCGCAUGCUCAGCGUCAGCGGCAAGAAAAAGUGCUCCCUCUGUCAAGAAGAAUUAGGUCGAGGUGCGGCCAUGAUCAUCGAAAGUCUGCGUCUCUUUUAUCACAUCAACUGCUUUCGUUGCUGCGUCUGCGGCAUCGCCCUGGGCAACGGCACGGCCGGCACCGACGUCCGAGUGCGCAACAACAAUCUUCACUGUCACGACUGCUACUCCAACGAUGACGGUCUCAAGUUCAGCAAAGUGUGAGCAGCGGCGUCCAUACUU
Molecule: messenger RNA, 1554 nt
Organism: Daphnia magna
Lineage: Eukaryota; Metazoa; Arthropoda; Branchiopoda; Diplostraca; Daphniidae
Exons: 6
Coding region: 1-1536 (511 amino acids)
Biological process (GO): regulation of focal adhesion assembly; positive regulation of stress fiber assembly
Cellular component (GO): stress fiber
Molecular function (GO): myosin II head/neck binding
Source: RefSeq, a predicted model, not a curated record